AUGUUCACGUGGAUUUGCUUCCAGAUGUGUAAUGUGAUCAGUUGGAUUGCUAUGAUACCUGAAUAUCUUGGGCAUCAGGUGGUGGAUUCUGUUGCUAAUUUUACUUCUGAUUUCACCUGGGGAAAGUUUACCUUGCCUGUUAGUGGUUAUCCCAAAGUGAUACUAACAGAAUUGGGGGAUGUAAAACCUGUGUGCUCUAUGGAGGAUUGUUGUGGUCAUUGUGAUCUUUGUGAUGGUCACUUAAUCGUGAUAGUGCUGUUGAUUUUACUGAAUGUAAUGCAGGCAGGAUAUAUUAUUAUUAAGUAUUGGUGCAGGAGUGAGCGUUGUGCGGCGUGCAGUAUUGCUACUCAGACAUGGGUGGAAUUCGAGGCAGCAGAGACACAGACCGUGGCUCCGGCUACAGCGGCAGCAGAGUCACAGACUGAGUCUCCUACCACAGACGCGGCAGAGACACAGACUGAGCCUCCGGUUACAGAGGCAGCAGAGACACAGACUGAGCCUCCGAUUACAGAGGCAGCAGAGACACAGACUGAGCCUCCGGUUACAGAGGCAGCAGAGACACAGACUGAGCCUCCGAUUACAGAGGCAGCAGAGACACAGACUGAGCCAGCCCCGGCCCCUGCCCCCCCGCAGCGGCACCGGUCAAGUCCUCGCCCACAACAGCUCCCAAGGCCCCGGCUGCGCCCCCACAGCCCGCGGCACAAAUCAAGCCAGCCCCUGCCCUGCCCCGCUCGCAGCGGCACCGGUCAAGGCCUCGCCCACAACAGCUCCCAAGGGACCGGCUGCCCCCCAACAACCCGCGCCACAGGCCAAGCCAGCCCCUGCCCUGCCCCGCUCGCAGCGGCACCGGUCAAGGCCUCGCCCACAACAGCUCCCAAGGGACCGGCUGCCCCCCAACAUCCCGCGGCACAGGCCAAGCCAGCCCCUGCCCUGCCCCGCUCGCAGCGGCACCGGCGGCUCCGGCCCCGGCAGCGAGCGCCGUCACUGCCCCAGUUCCCGGCACCGACACUGCUGCUCCCCCAGCGCCAGCGAAACCGGGACAACGGCACCGGCGAAGGCCGCGCCCACUCCAGCUCCCAAGGCCCCGGCUGCCCCCCCACAGCCCGCGGCACAGGCCAAGCCAGCCCCGGCCCCGUCCGCAGCGGCACCGGCGGCUCCGGCCCCGGCAGCGAGCGCCGUCACUGCCCCAGUUCCCGGCACCGACACUGCUGCUCCCCCAGCGCCAGCGAAACCGGGACAAGUUGCUCCGGUAAUCAGGAGGAGGAGAGGGAUAACCGAGUUUAUUGGACUGUGUGGAUUCGAUGGCCUGGCACAUUAGAGCCACGAAAGUAUAGAGCCCUUGUGGACACUGGUGCACAGUGUACCUUAAUGCCAUCGAAUCAUAAAGGGACAGAAACUGUCACUAUUGCUGGAGUGACAGGAGGAUCUCAAGAUCUGACUGUACUAGAGGCUGAAGUGAGUCUGAAUAAGAAUGAAUGGGAAAAACAUCCUAUUGUGACUGGUCCAAAUGCUCCGUGCAUCCUUGGCAUAGACUACCUCAAGAGUGGGUAUUUCAAAGACUCGAAAGGGUAUCGGUGGGCUUUUGGUAUAGCAGCUGUAGAGACUGAUGGUGUUACACAGCUGUCUACUUUACCUGGCCUUUCAGAUGACCCUUCUGUGGUAGGACUGCUGAAGGUUAAAGAACAGCAGGUACCACUUGCUACUUCCACAGUGCAUCGUCGACAGUAUCGCACUAACCGUGAUUCUCUGAUUCCCAUUCAGAACCUGAUUCGUCAGUUGGAGACCCAAGGAGUGAUCAGCAAGACUUGCUCACCCUUUAACAGCCCGAUAUGGCCAGUGCGAAAGUCUGAUGGUGACUGGCGUCUAACCGUAGACUAUCGUGGCCUGAAUGAAGUCAUACCACCACUGAGUGCUGCUGUGCCAGACAUGUUAGAACUGCAAUAUGAACUGGAGUCGAAAACAGCCAAGUGGUAUGCUACAAUUGACAUUGCUAAUGCCUUUUUCUCUAUUCCUUUAGCAGCAGAGUGCAGGCCACAGUUUGCUUUCACCUGGAGGGGUGUCCAGUACACCUGGAAUCGAUUGCCCCAGGGGUGGAAACACAGCCCUACUAUUUGCCAUGGACUGAUCCAGACCGCAUUGGAGAAAGGUGGAGCUCCAAAACACCUACAAUACAUUGAUGACAUCAUUGUAUGGGGUAAUACAGCAAAAGAAGUUUUCCAGAAAGGAAAACGUCGAAAGUGGAAAGCUGCUGUAUGGAGUCCUACGCGACGAGUUGCAGAAGCAACUGAAGGAGAAGGUGAAUCAAGUCAAUUCGCAGAGGUAAAAGCUAUCCAGCUGGCCCUAGACAUUGCUGAGAGAGAGAAGUGGCCAAUACUCUAUCUCUAUACUGACUCAUGGAUGGUGGCAAAUGCUCUGUGGGGAUGGUUAAAACAAUGGAAGCAGAGCAACUGGCAGUGCAAGGGUAAACCUGUUUGGGCUGCUGAAUUAUGGCAAGAUAUUGCUGACCGGCUAGAGAGGCUGGUCUUGAAGGUAUGCCAUGUAGAUGCUCACGUACCUAUGAGUCGAGCCACUGAGGAACAUCGAAACAAUCAGCAAGCGGACCAAGCAGCUAAGAUUUUCCAGACAGAUUUAGACUGGGAACAUAAAGGUGAACUGUUCUUAGCUCGGUGGGCCCAUGACACUUCAGGUCAUCAAGGAAGAGAUGCAACGUACAAAUGGGCUCGUGACCGAGGGGUGGAUUUAACCAUGGACGCUAUUGCGCAGGUUAUCCACGAGUGUGAAACAUGCGCCGAAAUCAAGCAAGCUAAAAGGUUAAAACCUUUGUGGCAUGGAGGUCGGUGGUUGAAAUACAAGUAUGGGGAGGCUUGGCAGAUUGACUGCAUCACACUCCCUCAAACCCGCCAGGGUAAGCGGUAUGUGCUUACAAUGGUGGAAGGAAGCACCGGAUGGUUGGAAACCUAUGCUGUGCCCCAUGCCAAUGCCCGGAAUACCAUCCUGGGCCUUGAAAAUCAGGUUUUGUGGCGACAUGGUACUCCAGAAAGAAUUGAAUCUGACAAUGGAACUCAUUUCAAAAAUAAUCUUAUAAGUAGCUGGGCAAAAGAACAUGGCAUUGAAUGGGUAUAUCAUAUCCCCUAUCAUGCACCAGCUUCUGGCAAAAUUGAGCAAUGCAAUGGAUUAUUGAAAACUACCCUGAAAGCAAUGGGGGGUGGAACCUUUAAAAAUUGGGACAAGCAUUUGGCAUAAGCUACCUGGUUAGUUAACACCAGGGGAUCCAUCAAUCGAGCUGGUCCUGCUCAAUCAGAUCUUUUACAUAAUGUAGAAGGGGAUAAAGUCCCUGUGGUGCAUGAAAGGAAUAUGUUAGGGAAAACUGUUUGGGUUUUUCCUGCCUCGGGCAAAGGCAAACCCAUUCGUGGGACUGUUUUUGCUCAAGGACCUGGAUGUACUUGGUGGGUGAUGCUGAAGAAUGGAGAAGUUCAAUGUGUACCUCAAGGGAAUUUGACCCUGGGUGAGAAUACUUAAUUCUGAGUAUGAUGUUAGUUGUCUAUAAUACUAACAGUGUUCUAUAAGUGUUUUUCAGGAUAACACUGCAAUGAUGAAACCUAGCCAGAUUGAUUAGGUGGCGUCCAGUAGAACUUCUCCGAGAUGAACGUGAUACCCACGGGCACGAACCGCAAUGAAUUUCACAACAUCUUUCCUACCCUGAGAACCGGAUCUGCUAUGAAAUUGACUUAAUUUUUCAUAUAGAGAUAACCAAGUAAUUUAUGUAUCUAUAUAUGUAUGUGUGUAUAGAUUUUAUAGAUAAUAGUAUUUGUGAUAUAAGCAUGAUGCAAAUGGUAUGGAAAA
Molecule: messenger RNA, 3843 nt
Organism: Calidris pugnax (ruff)
Lineage: Eukaryota; Metazoa; Chordata; Aves; Charadriiformes; Scolopacidae
Exons: 3
Coding region: 1-3243 (1080 amino acids)
Biological process (GO): proteolysis; DNA integration
Molecular function (GO): RNA-DNA hybrid ribonuclease activity; nucleic acid binding; aspartic-type endopeptidase activity
Source: RefSeq, a predicted model, not a curated record